Talaromyces atroroseus is the source of this 2439-nucleotide messenger RNA. RefSeq lists its product as hypothetical. Bases 1 to 2439 code for a protein of 812 amino acids. NCBI's taxonomy places the organism in Eukaryota, Fungi, Ascomycota, Eurotiomycetes, Eurotiales, Trichocomaceae. The transcript is spliced from 9 exons. The record is from RefSeq and is a predicted model, not a curated record. Gene Ontology annotation, molecular function: FAD binding.
AUGCCAAUUUUCACCGAAGUCUCUGUUCAGUCAAGAGACCUAAGGGUGCUCCCUUCAUUUGCACCUCCAUUACCUCGUCUUUCCUCUCCAUUUCAUUCAGACAUAAAAUACAAUGGAGUAACGCGGUAUGAAGUGGUUGUUGUUGGGGCUGGACCGGCCGGGUUAAUGUUGGCUCUUCUACUGGCGAGAUAUGGACUAAGUGACCGGAGUCUUCUGUGCAUUGACUCAAAAGCCAGUGCCCUCAAAAGCGGCCAGGCAGACGGAGUACAGCCUCGGACAUUAGAAGUAUUCAAGACUCUAGGGAUUUCAGAUGAAAUUGAGAACGAGGCAUGCCAGCUGUGGGAAGUUGCAUUUUGGAAUACUUCCCAGGAUAAACUGAAGACCAUUGAGCGGAAAUCCAUCAUGCCCACUGUGAUGGUUCCAGCUCGCUUUCCGUACGAGGCGACUAUUCACCAGGGCCGAAUCGAGCGAAUCAUGGAAACGGACCUGUUGAGGUAUUCUGACCGAGGGGUAGUGCGAAAUACAAAGCUCCUCAACGUGCGCCUUGACGAGGAAGGUGAUCCUGAGUUUCCCGUCAUAGCAGAAAUCGAAACUAGCGGAGUUAAGCAGACUAUUCGUUCAAAAGCCCUAGUUGGCGCGGAUGGCGCCCACUCAACUGUGCGCCAAAACUUGGGGCUCGAGUUGAAAGGAAAAUCAUUGGACUAUGUCUGGGGCGUUGUUGAUAUGGUUGUUGAUACAGAUUUCCCGGAUAUUCGCCGACGUUGCGCCGUACACUCUCCCUCAGGCUCUGUCAUGGUGAUCCCUCGCGAACGAAUAGUAACGGGUGAAUAUCUUACUCGUAUCUAUGUUCAUGUUCCAGAUGCUAUCAAGAAUGGUACAGGUGGCAACAGCGAAGAAAUUCAGACAGAGGAUGCAAGACUACGCCGGAACAAAGUGACGUUACAAAACAUUCUGCAACAGGCCAGAGAUGUCUUCAAACCAUACCAUUUUGAGCCAAAAGGAGACAACACAAUCGAUUGGUGGGCAGCAUACCAAAUUGGCCAGCGGCUAGCCCCAGAAUUCGCCGUGAGAGAUUCGAAAGGGGUUGACCGAGUCUUUAUCGUUGGUGACGCCUGUCAUACACAUAGUCCAAAGGCUGGUCAAGGAAUGAAUGUCUCCAUGAUGGACUCAUACAAUUUAGCUUGGAAACUCGCCUACUGGGUUAACGGCCUUAGCCCAGCAUCAUCAGAUCUGGGCAGACCAGAUUCUGUUGUGCAAACCUAUCAGAUUGAACGCUAUUCUAAUGCCCAGCAAUUGAUUGACUUCGAUCGCCAGUUCUCCACGGUAUUUUCCGAACAGUUUAACGAGGCAGAGGCCGGCAUGUCCCAUGCAGAUUUCGUGAAUCUAUUCAAUACAGGAAACGGGUUUACCAGUGGAUGCGGUGUUGAAUACCCGGCUAACUUGCUAGUAGUGAAUGAUUUUCCUAACUGGGGUUCUUCCAAUCCAGUUCAAGGAACCAAUUAUUCGGGUGGCAUAUUGCGGCCAGGCCGGAGACUUCUAAAUGUGAAGCUGAAGCGAUUUGCCGAUGGCUGGCAACGGCAUAUUCAAGACGGUAUGCUUGUUUCUCAACCUCAUCUCGACCAACGAAGAUGCUUAAGUCGGGGAAAUUCUACAGAUCUAUCUUCCACCGGCAGAUUUCGUAUUCUAGCCCUAACGUCGACUGAUCUUCUUGACCCAGAAUCAAUUUCUGCCACGACGCUGAACAAGCUGUCCGAGCUCACGAAGCAAUUUCCAGCUAAUAUCAUUGAAAAAAUUAUUAUCCAUCCUCGUCUUCCUCGACCAUUCAGUUGGGGAGAUAUCCCAGCCAGUGUUAAGAUACAUGCAGAAAUGCGAUUCUACAGUGGUUACGACUUGGAUGACGUCUACCAAAUCUACGGAGUUGACCCGGUACACGGCGCGCUGGUUGUGGUACGGCCAGAUGGUAUAUUUGUGUAUAAUACUUUUAUCUACAUAGAUGUAGCAGUCUGGGUGCCUGAGGCUACAGUAAUCAUCCGCAUCGUCAAGGAUUCUGUGAUCGAGAAGAUCUGCGCAGUCAUGCUCGUGUUGGCGGCUGGUAGGGGUAUAAAGACAAAGCUCGUUUCAGAAGGAGGGACUGGUUCCUUGAAAACGAAGAUUCACCGCGAUCCUGCCCAGGUAUGUUCACUCACGCACAGGGUGGGAAGAUGCACUACUAAGUCGGAUGGUGACAGCCCAAAGCAACAGCUCAGCGAAAAUGCUGUGCAAUUUUUGAUGAAAAACCCGGUCAGCUCCGGCAGAUUCAGCAUCGAACACUCUCAGAAGGAAGCCCUUAAAGUGAAGUCUAACCUCGGCAAGCGCGCCAGAGGCGUGCACAAAGGCAGUCCUAAUCGUGACCGCCGACCACGCAACGGCCAUAAAGGCAAAUUGAUCGAUGAGGCUUGA